This is a messenger RNA of Morchella sextelata, 4824 nucleotides long. RefSeq lists its product as uncharacterized. The coding region runs from base 1 to 4824 and encodes 1607 amino acids. The record is from RefSeq and is a predicted model, not a curated record. The transcript has 6 exons. NCBI's taxonomy places the organism in Eukaryota, Fungi, Ascomycota, Pezizomycetes, Pezizales, Morchellaceae.
AUGACAGGCCUAGGCUUCAUCACCGACACCCCACGGUCCGGGCUCCCCCCCGAAACCGCACCCCCGCUCACGGCCCUCCCCACCCCGCCGCCUGCCCCGCCCCCGCGCCGGUCGCCGCCCCAGCGCCCCGAAUUCAAAGCGCCGCCCGAGCCCGCGGACGAAUUCGCCGACCUGCCCCCGCCCGUGCCGCCGACGGCCGCCGAGGUCGCAGCCGAGGCCGCCGCAAUGCUCCGGCUGCGCGCGCAGCAGAAGCUGGAGAUGGACCGCAAGAUGACCGACAGCUCGGAGAUCUACGACCUGCUGAUGAAGCAGCAGGCAGCAAUAAAGGCCGCGGCGGCGGCUGACAGGGCCAAGCGCCAAAAAGCGGAGGAGGCCGAGGAGCCGGCGGAUACGGCGGAGGAUCCGCCGUAUGAGAGGGAGCUGUCGUCGCCGUCGGACAUGUCGAAUCCGCCGGACAUGACGCCGGAGGUGGCGGCGCAGCUAGCGAAGGAUCGCGCGGCAAGGCAUGAGGAGAUGGCGAAGAAGAGGCGGGAUACUGCGAUAGAGGAAAUGAGGCUUAUAGCGCUGAGGGAAGAAGAGAAGCAAAAGCACGAAGAUCUACUAGAGGCUGCAAGGGAAGCUGCGGAGAAAGCAGCGCAGGAGGCGGAAGAAACACGGCGCAACAACCAAAAGAAUCACAACAAGACCGCGGCGGAGCAGGCGGCGGCGGCGGAAAGGGCGAGGGCCGCUGCGGAAAAGUUGACAGCGGCAGCGAAGGCCGCUGCGGCGGAGGCGGAGGCGGAGAGGCGGCGGCAGGCACAGCUGAAGGCGCAGAGGGAUCGGGAUCUGCUGUCGGACGACGAUGUGACUGAUGACGAUAACCCGGCCAAUGAAGGAACCCCUCCACCGCUUAGUGACGAGGAUAGAGCGAAUUUGGCGAGGAUAGAGCGGGAGGAGGGGCGGGCUCAGGCUUUCGCGGAUAUGAUUGAUAGCAUAUCGUUCACUGUUGAAAUUAACCACGGUCUUCAGACAGAGACCUGCCCUUACUGCCAGCUUAACAUUAGUGCUCUGGCAUAUGAUGAGAAAAAAGCCCACCUGCUCGCCGAUCUUGCUCGCGAAACUGAUGACGAACCGUAUCCACGGGCCGACGAGAUGAUACACGGGCCCGGAGCGCUGGAUUUGGAAUACGACGACCAUGCAAUGAGGCGAUGGAUCUAUAUCGACCAACGGACGCAUUGCCAGCACUGCGGUAUAGAGUUUACCGAAGUCGGUAUGAGAAAACUCUGGUUCACGGGUGCUGAACGAAGGGCGCAACUCCCCGACCUUCAGGCCUCUGUAGAUUUGCAGCAUAGGAACCACAGGAUACGGUGCCCGUACCAGAGGCGGCGGGAGGGCUAUGACCAUCUGGCGCAGUGGGGGAAUGUCAAUCCGCUCGAUGGACGGGGCUUUACGACUCUGCCGAGGAGGACUAGGGCUGAUUUGACUCAUCUGUAUGCACAAAUGGAUGCGAUGGGCGACGACACUUAUGCUCUUGAACUCAUUUAUAACCAAGUCCCCCGAAAUCUCUCGAUAGAUGCUGAUCGUACUGUAAUAACGUAUCCUUACAACACCGAACUGAGUAACUCUCAAGCACAACAGUAUGCAAGGGCAGUCCGCCAUGUGUUCUGCCCCUCUUGCCGCAGAAGGCUCCGCAGGAGGCCGUACCAAAUAGAUGGCGAGGAACGUCCUGCGGCAGAGACACUUGAAGAGCACAGGGCAAAGUGCAUUCAAGUCCCUCUACCUGCAAACUUCAUAGGAUGGAUCUCACUUGAAUUAAACCAGUACUUGGGCAAACUACGAACCGCAUACCCCGCAAAGGCAACUCUGAUAGCAAUCUCUGAGCAGGUCAAGUGGUUCCACAGAUGGAGAUUAGCCGCAAACAGCACUGUCCCAUUCACUAUAACCGGGAUAGGUUCUCCUAACAUAGCGGCGGGCUGGCCUCCGGUGCCACUGCCCCCUUGCUUCACCGCCAACGCCGCUGUAGUUUUGGCCUCCACGGGGGCACUUCCAGUCCCCCCUGCUGUUCCUCCCCGCCCUUAUCGUGCGCAUGAUGGUACCACGAAGGAUGAUCAACCACCCCCAGAGGAUGAGCCAAAGGAUGAGCCAGAGGAUGAGAUAGAGGAUGAGCCCAAGGAUGAGCCCCAGGAGAAUAAGGAGAAGGAGAAGAAAGAACCCAGAGAGGAUGAUGAAGAUCGGUCGUCAUCCCCUGCGCCCGCCUCGGACGACACUGAUCCUGAAGAUGAAGAAGAAGAAGAAGACGAUAAUGAAAAUAAUGAAGACGAACCUGAAGACGAGAAUGCCGAGGAUGACGAGGAAGAGGAAGCCGAUGAUGACGAGGAAGAGGAAUCCGACGACCCAGCUAGCGAAAUUAGCGAGGCCGACGAAGACGAGGAGGAUGAGGGCCUCCUCAAGCGGUCCGAUGUCCUCAAGGGCACCGCCCGCGCCUCCAGGGCACGACGCGCCGGGAUUGCCGCCCAGCGGAUCGCCUUGCAAGCGACCAGAGAUGCAAACCAGGCCAAUCUCGACAACCUCGGUGCAGAGGCAUUAGCCAGAGCAGCCAAAAGGGCGGCAUUGGACGUUGUCGAGGGAUCCACAGGCCUUAAUGCAGCACAACUAAAACAGGCGGCCAAUCUAGUAGCCUCUAAUGCAAGAGGUGCUGCGGCGGUUGCUGCUAUCACAGCGACUAUAGCGACAAAUGAUGCAGCGCUUCUAGCCUUUGCUGCGGAGAUUGCAGGCGCCGAAGCGGAAUAUGCGGCAAUAAUGUUGGCGAUAGCAGCAGCUGUAGCUGCGGAGAAAGCAGGUAAAAGCUCCAAAGAGGAUGCUAUGACAGAUGCGGAGAAGGCAGCAAGAACAGCAAGGAGGGCAGCUAGGCUUGAAAGGGCACAAAAAAGGGCAGCCAAGUUAGCUGAGAGAACAGCCAAGCAAAAUGCCCAAGCAGCUGAAAAGGCUGCAAAGGCAAAGGCAAAGGCGGAUGGGAUGAGCGCAGCAGCAAAAGCGCAAAAGGCAGCCACGAAAGCAAGGCAGGAAAACAAGGCAAAAAGUAGGGCACGAAGGAGGGCAAGGAGAGCCCUCAAACUGGACGCUGCGGCGAAGGCAGCCAAGGCCAUUGCGGAUGAAAUAGCCAGGAAAGCAGCAGAAAGGGCAGCAGUACCUAACCCAGAUCCAUGCCCUAUUAUAGAAUUCUUGUGUGACAGAUUAGCACGGCCUACAAAUCCGGGGAGUGGACUACGCUUUUCCUCGGGAUUUAGAAAAGUGACCUCGCGCGUGACAUUGGACGCGCCUCCUGGUGCUUGGGUAUCUUUCAUGUUUCCAACGUACGACAAUACAGAUUAUGCACCAGCGCCAAUGAUAACCCCAGUAACACUCGCAGCAUUUGCUGGUGGAAACCAGCCUUACCAGAAAUAUAAUAUGGGCAUAAACUACUUCAUGAGGCACCUAGGCUUCUCUGUUCCGAAAGGGGCAGUCAGUCACACACACACCGGCCCGGCCAAGACGUUUAUUGCCAAAGGAGUUGCCCCUAGAGCCCCCGGGUUUAUGAGCUGGUUGAAUCCUGCCAAUAUCAACCAUAAUCACAUCACUAGGAUGUUGACAUCUUUGUCUAUAUUAGGGAGACAAACACAAGCAAUCACGCUAAAUGCUGCCUUGGUUGCUGCCAUAGGUGCGAGAGCAGGGCCUCUCGCACCAGCCCCAGCAGUACUAGCCGCGUGGGCAGCAGCAGCUAACCUCACGCCCGAAGCUAUCGCGGUGAUGGAGGAGGCAUCGAUACCCUUAAGGCUAGCUCAGAUGGCUCCUCCUCCUCCUCCCCCUCCUGCUGAUUCUGGUCCUCCUCCCCCUCCGCCUGCUGAUUCUGCUCCUCCCCCUGCCCCUCCUGCUGCAGCUAUGAGAAAGCAUGGAAUCCUUGUGUACGAGGGGGCAAGCUAUUAUACCGCCAAGAGGAGGAGGUUGAUUCCAGACGUGAAUCCAUUAUUACACUUGGCUGUUGACUCCGCGCCCAGUAAGACACUAGAAGCAGACAAUAUCAAGCUCAAAGCUCUCCUUGCAAGGUCUAAGAUGAAACGUUAUGUAUCGCCACAUAGAGUUGGAAGAUCUGGUAAACGGCGUAAAUGGUACUCUGGGGAAAGCGUUGAACCCGGAAACUUGUUAGUAACAGAGGCACAAGGUGUGGUAGAAGAUGAUGAUGAUGAUGAUGAUGAUCACGACCAAGAUCAGGGUCAAGACGAAAGUGGGACCGAGGAUAAUGAGUCCCAAAGUAGUCAGGAUCUAGAUCAGGAAGAGAACGAUGUCGACGAUAGUAGUGUAGAAGAGGAAGAAGAUGAAGAAACGGGGGAUGAGGGGGGUGAUGAAGAAGAAGAAGGAGGAGGAGGAGGAGGAGGUGAAGACGAUAGUGAAGAUGGGAGCGGGGAGGCAGGUAUUACGCAAGAGAAGCCAGGAGAGGCCUCCGAAUCAGAUGAGAAUUCGGAAGAUGAGCCAGAGCUUGAUGAAUCAUCGGCCGAAAGCGUCGAAGGAGGCACAGACACAGAAAAGAACGAGAGAGGAAACCGUGGCAGCCCAGAGAGACUCCAAUCCGCCAGAUAUAGGGAUACGGGGAAUUACAGCCCACAAAAGCCUCGAGCCAAGACCCCCUCCGAAGAGCAAUCUGGCAUAUCAGUACAAUCCGACGCCGACGAUAGUAGUGAUGGAGGUACGGCCUCCUCCUCGGACGUCUUUCUGUCGGUCUACCGGAACCCAGCGAGUGUGUUAUUCCCCACGACCCCAAGAGUAUCUGGGAAAAGUCCGUUGAAGCCCAGGUUGCCGUUAGUCAGGUAA